Messenger RNA from Pelagomonas calceolata, 606 nucleotides. The record is from the annotation of a GenBank genome assembly. NCBI's taxonomy places the organism in Eukaryota, Pelagophyceae, Pelagomonadales, Pelagomonadaceae.
AUGAAGUCGAACUCGAUCAUCGCCCUCGCUCUACUCGCGCGCGCCGUGGUGGCCGUCGCGCCGCGGGCCGCCGCGCGGGACCCGGUCCUGCCGACGUGGGAUCCUGCCCUGCCGCCGCCCGUGCCCGCUAGAUACCACCACGCCUGGCAGACCCUACUGGGUGUGUGGGGCACGGUGAAAUUGGUAGCUCCAUGUGUCUACCGCGAGGCGCGCGCCGUCAGCAGUGUCCUCCUGUGUCUCAUCGCGUGGGUGCUGGACUUCGGCCGCGAUGCGCUGGAGGCCCUCGGGAUUCCGGUGAGUCUUGAUGGCGUCUUCUUUGCCCUCCUCGUGGGCGCGUUGGUCUACAAGGCGCGGUCCGUACUCUUAGCCUUCCUCGCGUACCUCCGGUCCGUGAUCAUGAGCGUCGGCCCGCAGCUCCUCAGCUACUACAUGACGAUGCACCCGCCGCUCCGCGACCACGCGAUCCCCUGCCUGAGGGCGUUCCGCUUCUUCGUCGCUUCGUUCUUCCCCAAGCACAAGGAGGCCGCGGACGCGCUCGCGGACGACGUCGAGAUGGGACUCCGCGAGGCGGUGGGGCUCGGCGAGUCGGGCGGCGGGCAGGACUAG